AUGGCCGUCGGCACAUGUGCACGCCCACCGUUUGCGGAUGACAACGUCCCCGGGGACCUCCAGGAUCUGAUCAUUGCGGGGUCGGGCGCCAAUGACGGGCUCGGCCACACAUUCUCUCCUUUUCGCUCUACCUCGUCAAACGCCGCGUCUGGCGGUGCCGGCGCUGCCAUAGGCCUGCGGUUCGGCUCGGAUUCACCUGGAAAUGCAGGAAUGCACAAUAUUCCUCAACGUCUUGUACGGCGCUGGGGUUGGCUGGGUGGGCAAGGAGCUGCUGCUGCAGUGGGCAGAGGCUGA
Molecule: messenger RNA, 294 nt
Organism: Penicillium argentinense
Lineage: Eukaryota; Fungi; Ascomycota; Eurotiomycetes; Eurotiales; Aspergillaceae
Product: Sodium/hydrogen exchanger family-domain-containing protein
Exons: 3
Coding region: 1-294 (97 amino acids)
Source: RefSeq, a predicted model, not a curated record